AUGGGAACCUCUACCGCCCCCGCAAGCUUGUCCACCUCCUCGACUGAGGGCGCAUCCACAUCCUCUGGGCAACAGUCUUCUACAUCAACUCCUCUUUCCUCUACUUCCACUCACACUGAACCCAUUUUCACAACCACCUCUCAAAGAAUGGGAGCCUCUACCGCCCCCGCAAGCUUGUCCACCUCUCGACUGAGGGCGCAUCCACAUCCUCUGGGAUUCAACUCCUCUUUCCCUCACACUGAACCCAUUUUCCAACCACCUCUCAAGGAAUGGGAACCUCUACCACCCCCGCAAGCUUGUCCACCUCGUCGACUGAGGGCGCAUCCACAUCCUCUGGGGAACAGUCUUCUACAUCAACUCCUCUUCCCUCUACCUCUAGUCACACUGAGCCCAUUUCCACAACCACCUCUCAAGGAAUGGGAACCUCUACCGCCCCCGCAAGCUUGUCCAUCUCCUCGACUGAGGGCGCAUCCACAUCCUCUGGGGAACAGUCUUCUACAUCAACUCCUCUUCCCUCUACCUCUAGUCACACUGAGCCCAUUUCCACAACCACCUCUCAAGGAAUGGGAACCUCUACCGCCCCCCGCAAGCUUGUCCAUCUCCUCGACUGAGGGCGCAUCCACAUCCUCUGGGGAACAGUCUUCUACAUCAACUCCUCUUCCCUCUACCUCUAGUCACACUGAGCCCAUUUCCACAACCACCUCUCAAGGAAUGGGAACCUCUACCGCCCCCCGCAAGCUUGUCCAUCUCCUCGACUGA
Messenger RNA from Necator americanus (New World hookworm), 759 nucleotides. RefSeq lists its product as uncharacterized. Lineage: Eukaryota; Metazoa; Nematoda; Chromadorea; Rhabditida; Ancylostomatidae. The coding region runs from base 1 to 759 and encodes 252 amino acids. The record is from RefSeq and is a predicted model, not a curated record. The transcript has a single exon.